UAUUUGAAACUAUCUCAAAUAUCUUAAAGCGAUAAAUAAAAUAAAAGGAGAAAUAAUUUUCAAAAUUAUUGUAGUACAUUCUAAAACUUGGCAAUAACAGUAGUACGGCACUUGUUUAUAGUUUUGAUUUUGAUUGAUUCGUUUUUUGAUACCGGUUGCAAAGUUUCACAACGUGGUGUUUAUAAGAUUUUUGCGAAAAUUCCAUCUUGAAAGUCUCUAAUCUAAGUUGGUUACGGUUCGUUGGGUAAUAUUUAUCAGGAAUUAGGUCCAAAGGUCAUCGAUCCAUUUUUAAAAUGUGGGAAGGAAACAUAUUUAAUACUGCUGUCACGACUGCAUGUGCUGCGGGAUGUGGAAUAUUAUUAGGAAUUUUUGCCAGCAAUAUGCACAAAAAAUACGUUAUGAAGUCAAUUCCUAGUAAUGACAAAAUUAGUGAAGAAGCGGUUUUCUCUGAUUUUGUUCAAGGAGAUCUGAAACUAGUACUAGUUGUACAAAAUGGACUGAAGAUGGGAAAAGGAAAAAUAGCAGCACAGUGUGCCCAUGCAUCUGUGGCUGCUUACCAAAAUUGUUCUAUAAAAAAUCCAAGUUUACUUAAGGAAUGGUUAAAAAGUGGACAGAGAAAAGUUGUUCUCAAAGUAGAUUCUGAAGAAGCAUUAAUGGAAAUAGCUGCCACCGCCAGAAGAGCUGGUCUCAAUUUUAAUUUAGUGUGUGAUGCAGGACGAACACAAAUCCCUUCAGGAAGUAGGACAGUUUUAGCAGUUGGCCCUGAUUUGGAGCAGAAUAUUGAUAAAGUUACUGGCCAUCUGAAACUUCUAUAGUAUUAAUUUUUUAAAAUAAAUUUGUAUAUAUUUUUUAACA
Messenger RNA from Argiope bruennichi, 855 nucleotides. Its product is annotated as peptidyl-tRNA hydrolase 2, mitochondrial-like. The record is from RefSeq and is a predicted model, not a curated record. Gene Ontology annotation, molecular function: peptidyl-tRNA hydrolase activity. NCBI's taxonomy places the organism in Eukaryota, Metazoa, Arthropoda, Arachnida, Araneae, Araneidae. Gene Ontology annotation, cellular component: cytosol; mitochondrion. The coding region runs from base 294 to 815 and encodes 173 amino acids. The transcript has 5 exons.